AUGAUUAUAGCUAGACCUACCCACCACUCAAUCUUUAGGGUUUCAUCUAUUCUUUGGCAGAGACUUCCGACCCUGGCAUCACUUACUCCGCUGCCAAUUGUGACCGACAACAGCCAGCCCACCUGCUCCGUGGCUCUUCCGCAGUUCCGUCUCCCUUCGCCACAGACCCGCCCGCUUUGGCUUUCGGGCACAACUCAACCCGUGUCACCAUCCUCGACUAAAUGGGCAAAGAACCGUUUGUUCGCUUCUCCAAUAGCGAGUCCGGGUCAUGGAAACGGCCUUGGCGAUACCCUUAAUUUUGUGACCCAGCGCUCCUUGUCCAGCAUGAGCGCUGGACAACGGCUGUCCAGAAGUUUUCCCCUUAUAGGUCACCGAACCAGCUUCCUUUUGAGGUCAGAUGACUUGCAACCUUUAGUAAAACUCUAG
Messenger RNA from Protopolystoma xenopodis, 426 nucleotides. Lineage: Eukaryota; Metazoa; Platyhelminthes; Monogenea; Polystomatidea; Polystomatidae. The record is from the annotation of a GenBank genome assembly.